Messenger RNA from Ceutorhynchus assimilis (cabbage seed weevil), 1245 nucleotides. NCBI's taxonomy places the organism in Eukaryota, Metazoa, Arthropoda, Insecta, Coleoptera, Curculionidae. The record is from the annotation of a GenBank genome assembly.
AUGGUGGACUUGAAUGCAUUGAGGGAAGCCAUGGGGAUGAUGCAGCAUCACGAUGCCAUUACAGGAACUGAAAAACAGCAUGUGGCUAAUGAUUAUGCCAGGCAAUUGCAACGAGGCAUGAAUGAAUGUGAGAUAAUCACCAAUGCAGCAAUAAGCAAACUGCUUGAGGUUAAUAUUGAACUUAAGACGUGUCCUCUGUUAAAUGUUAGCCAAUGCACAACAACAACUACAAACGAUAGUUUUGUUGUAACCAUUUAUAAUCCGCUUAGUAGGCCUGUGGACAAAGUAGUCCGAUUACCUGUCAAAGAAGACUCGUAUUCGGUCAAUGAUUUGCAAGGGACUGAAUACAAAACCCAAAUAAUUCCAAUUCUUGAUUUUAUCAAAAACAUUCCUGGAAGAAGUAGUCAAGUAAAGAACGAGCUGAUUUUUAUUGCAAGGGGCAUUCCAGCAUUAGGCUGGAAAUCUUAUAGAGUAUUGGUUUAUAGAAAAACUAAUAAGAACAUUAUUACAUCUAAAAAAGGCAAUAAAUACAGUGUUAAGGACACUGCCUUUAUUAUAGACCCAAAUACGGGCCUUAUAAAUAGCCUCACAAUCAAAAACGUAUCAAUAGACCUUAGCCAAAACUUCUUCUAUUACAAUGGCUUUGUUGGUGACAACAGUAAAUUCGAAAGUCGUUCUUCUGGGGCCUACGUCUUCAGGCCUGAUGGCCCUCUACAAAAAAUAACAAAUAAAAAAGUGGACUAUAAAGUAUACGAAGGAGAACUUGUAGCAGAAAUCCAUCAAACUUUGAACGAAUACAUUGGCAGGAAAUUAUACUACCCAGUGACAACGCAAAUUUCCAUCAAAGACACUGAAAACGAAUUGGCCGUUUUGGUUGACAUAGCUCAAGGAGAUACCAGCCUUAAGGAUAGGAAUAUUGAACUGAUGGUUCAUAGAAAUUGCCUGCACGAUGACGCUUUUGGUGUUGGAGAGGCUUUGAACGAGACCGCUUUCGGACUUGGAUUGGUUGUAAGAGGUUCUCAUUACAUUACUGUGGGUAAUCAAUUAGCAGCAUUAACAAAAGAUAUUGUUCAAAGAAGGUUGCUGGAUACUUGGACUUUUGUAGUUCCUGUUGAUGAAAAAGUCAAGCAUAAUAUGGAGGACCUUUUUACAUGGUGUGAAAUAAUUUCAGCUCAAGAAACCACUUUAGGAGGCAACCAAUGGCUCAAAGACAGCCACAGGUUGCAUUUCGAAACAAAUAGAUGA